GUCAGUUGUCAAGGAAGCGCGUCGAUGGUUACCGACAUGGCGUAACUGUUUCAGCGGUAGCGAACGACGAUAAAUUCUUACCUCUGCCUGCUUUAAUUUAAAACAAUGCCAAGAUAGUUAUGCACUCUGGCUGGGUCUAGAUGAAUCAAGUAUCAAACUACAGGAAGUUAUAAAGUCAGUUAAUUUGCGCUGUAUUUAGCUGUCGCACUGGCUGGCCAGUCUUCACUCUCAUUCUUCAGAGCACCAAUAUUUUACCAAAGCAGAUAAAUUCUGGUUUUGCCAGCUAUGUUAUUGCGUGCUCGUUCCGACAUUAAUAGGAUGCAGCUUUUGUUGUAUGGAUGAGAACUGUGGUGUGUUGAGACCUGUCAUCAGCUUGUCGUCUUGAUAUUAGGGAUGCCAGUCCUGGAGGACACACUUUACUACUCGAACAUUAGAUCAGGUUUACAUGGAGAGACUGAAAAUGAAAGGGAGGUGCUGGUACAAGAACAGAGGUACUGUCGAGCUCGGGCUCGCAAGCUUUCCCUGGAAACUAAUCGCAGACGAAGGGCUCUAGAGGAGAGAAGGAAACAGUGGGAUGUUCAGGAGCAGAGAUUGAGGGAGAAUAUUCUACAGCAGCGCCAUCAGAGGGUCCAGAAUGCCACAGAGAACUUCCAAAGAGCUCACCUCUCUCCAUCCCAAAGGAAAAGACCAGCAGCCUUUAAGAGAACACCACCCAACCUUGAUGAAGCGCUUCAUCAUAUUCAAGGCAGUCCACUCUUAUAUACUCAUCAAUCUCAAUUUUUGUCCAGUGCCUCCACUACUAGCAGGAGCAGCACUUCUUCCCCAAAGCCUUCAGGGGGCGCCCGUCACCUACAUGCCUUAUCUGCAGCUGAGGCCUACACCAAACUCCUGCACGAGAACAGCCUGACUAACUUCAGGAACAACCAGCCGUUCUUCCUCAAUGAGCAGCAGGAGACACAGACUGUUCUGAAAGAAAAAGAGCAGGCUGAUCCACAGGAGUAUCUUGAUACCCCACAUAGUGAGACAGAGAGUCUGUCUAGUCUGGACAGCUUAGAGAAUGGAGAACCUCAGAAGAGCCUUGACACUGCGCCGGUUUGUUGCUCCCGGCAGAGCGCCACCUGUGCCCAGUCUUUCUACCUCGCUGUGGAUCCUUCUAAGCUCCAAGACCUCAAAAGUCUUCAAUCAACAUUGAGACAGUCCAACAACCCAUGUUCACCAACUCACCCCUCCUCUUCCAUAGCCAAGAGUUUCCUGGAGGAGAUCUUAAACCAGGAAAUCAAACUCAGUCCCAGCUCACACUCACCAAGGGAUCAUGAGUCAGCAGAGGAAAGCAGGAGUCUCCGGAAUAUCACGCAAGAAAGAUUUGAUAACUCGAAGGACCAAUCACAGAACUUUAACGCCCAGUCUACUCUUGGUUGCCAAAAAGAGAUGACUCAGGAGGACUUAGCAGCUAAUUUAGAGCGUAUAAUAACUCAUGACAAUGACAGGAACCCUCAAGGGAACAUUUUGAAAGACAAAAGAUCUGUGGUUGCCCACUGCAGAGCACAAGCUGUGCCAGAUACCACACCCCAGAAAUUCUCAAGUCUGACUAAAGACUUCAAGUCAGAAUCCAAACAGCAGACAACAACCCUGGAGGAGAAAUAUGCUAAACAUGUUUCAGAAACACAGACAACUCUUCCAGCCAGCAGCAGUUCAUUCAAAGCCUUUUCAAGCUCCGCUGCCCAUCUUAGCAUAACUUAUCAGACUGACCCAAGUUCCCUAAACAUGCAACCAGCAGAAACACUGAGUUCUUCACAGUUGCAUAAACCCAAUCCAGAUGUAGAUGAUGCCACAGGGCUCAAGAGAGAAUCCAAACCCCUGAGCAUGGAGGAGAGUACAAGCAUACAUCCUUCAGAUCCUAAAAAUGAAACGGAUGUCACCAAAUUGGCAAAGGCUGGUAUGUUGAAAAGCGUCUGCACAUCUGCAGACCCCAUGACCCACUCUGCUACUAACAACAAUGUCAGAUUCCUGAAAGGGAUUCUUAAAAAUCAUUUAAAGUCCAAAUCAGGAAAUGUCAAAUUCACUUACACCCCUGGCCAUUUGCUUUUCACCAAAGAAGUGGCUAUAUUAAUCCGGGACAGCGUGGAGCUGGCCAGGGCAAAACUCAAUGAGCCAGAGCAGAAUAGGACUAUUAAGAAGAAACUACGUUGGUUUGAUGAGGUGGAUGGAGUUGAGGGGGUUGACCGAGCAUGUAGAGACCCCGGCAGGCGUACUAGCCUUCCUCAACAAACCCGUAAACAGCUCUUGGCGGAUCACUCGGACCAUGUGAAUUUACUCACAGGGGUAUCAAAAAACAUUUCCAGUAAAACCUCUGCUGGGCCCCAAUCCUCUAGACAGGCCUGGGCAGAGGUAGGGCCCCAAGAAAUCCGUACACAGGAGCACACCUCUCAAAGACGAGCCCUCUGCAUUGGGGGCUCGCGGAUUCCCCGGAGAGCACGCUCAGCCAGAGCCGGCCCGUGUCCCGUUACCUCCCGGGCCAGGAAGGGCACUAUCAUCAGACCGCAAUCUGCUAGGGAAGCGCAACAUGUGGCCAAGACCCAGGGGAAGAUUUUGGUGCCUCGGCCCCCUCCAAAACCUGAAGCUGUAGAGUGUGACUUAGCUGAGUACAUCUCCAAAGCAUCCUGCUGUGAUGAUGCUGUACAAAUCAGAACAGGUCUGCAGGAUUUGGCCCUAUACAGAGAUACUCCAGAUAGCCAGACAAUAGUUCAUCGGCCUACCCUCAGAGCAGAUACUAUCUGUGCUCCAGCUCCACCUUACUCUACCUGCACCCACGAGACAGGCAUCUGUUCCCUCUCCCCUCCAGAUGCCCUUGCAGACAGUGCCAGACGCAGGUGUGGAGAAAAUGGGAUCUGUUUGGACCGGACUCCAACAGAUGAGGAGAUCUCACUGCUGUGGCAUGGAGUCCGAAGUGCUCUCGCCAGCAAAGAUGGUGACCCUCAAAGUUUUCUUGCUCACAAUGGCCCGUUGUCUUCUUCUCCUCAAGUCAGUGCCAGCCUGUCCCAUGUUACCAUCAAUGGUGAUAGUCUGAUCAGUGGUGUCAAAGGAGCCUCAAGAAUGGGUGGCUUUUUCUUGUCUUCCUCUAAUGGCAAAGAGGCUAUAGUCAAAAGUCCAAUAAGAAGACAGGCUAUGGAGAGUAACAUGGUGAAGAACCGAUUUUCAGUAGAAAUCGGCAGAAAUCAAACUGCAGGAACCACACAGAGAAAGCCCAGUUUCCCUUAUCAGGUCACUGUGCCAAAAACUCAACACCCAAAUAAAAACGGUCAUGCAGCAGACAGUGAAGGCCCUGAGGUGUCAGACGGUGCUCAUGAAGUUGUGGACUCUGCUCAAACCCAUAAGUCCUGCAACGGUCCAGUUGGUCCCCAGAGCCAGAGAAUACAGUCCCUCAACAUCAGCGCUCUGUCACUAGAGGAGCAGAGGAUUCUGCAGUCACUCGAGAGACUAAAUCAACGUCUGCAAUAUGUGCAAGAUACAGCUGGUGGCAACCCAGCAGUGAGGGGCAUCUUUGCUUUAGGUCCUGCAUUUAACCAGACCGGUGAGACUGUGGGCGUCACCAUGCGUAGGCGAGGAGCCUCUGCUGACAAUCGCACCCGAGCGCAACAGCGUUACUGACUACACCUCCCAUGAUCCACCACUCCCUCAACUGCACUUUGAAAACCUUUAAACCUUACAAAUGCGUGCUUCACAUUGCUGAGACACAAUUAAAUACUGUAUUUGAGUGGUAUUUAAUUGUUUAUCAGUUGUAAUAUGUGUGAAAUGAUUCUGGCAAUACACAUAAUAAUUAGUAUUUGUGUAAUAAAAAAAUUAAAGAAUUUAUUUUAUGCAUUCAUAAUGCCUUCUAAUUAGUUGAUAUUUAUUUUUAUAAAUAUAUUUUCAUAGGAAUUGUAUGUUAUUAAUGUACUGUAUUUUUAUUCUAAACAAUCUUGACUCUUGGAGAAAAAAUAAAUUCAUUUGACAAAAUUA
Molecule: messenger RNA, 3999 nt
Organism: Ctenopharyngodon idella (grass carp)
Lineage: Eukaryota; Metazoa; Chordata; Actinopteri; Cypriniformes; Xenocyprididae
Gene: cep126
Product: centrosomal protein 126
Exons: 12
Coding region: 394-3648 (1084 amino acids)
Biological process (GO): mitotic spindle organization; non-motile cilium assembly; cytoplasmic microtubule organization
Cellular component (GO): midbody; ciliary base; centrosome
Source: RefSeq, a predicted model, not a curated record